AUGUACCGGCUUCUCCUCCGCCGCUUCUCCACGGCUGCCGAGGGUGCUGCCACCGCCUCUCCCUCCCCCUCCACCUCCAUGUCCCCGACCCUGCGGCAACCUCUGCCGGACGACCUGUACCGCCGCAUCAUGAAUGUCGGGCGCCCAUCCAUCCCGCUAUCCCCCGUCCUGGAGCAAUGGGAACAAGAAGGCCAUACCGUCAAGAAGUUCGUCAUCCAGGCCAUCGUCAAGAAGCUCGUCGGCCUCCGCCGCUUCGCCCACGCACUCGAGCUAUCGUUCUGGAUGACCGACCGGAGGCACCUCCACCUGUCGGCCGGUGACGUCGCGUACCGGCUGGACCUAAUCAGCAAGGUGCACGGUCUUGAGAAAGCUGUCGAGUACUUUGGCAUGGUACCGAAGCAGCUGAGGAAACCGCAGUGCUACGGCUCCCUCCUGAAAUGCUAUGUGGAGGCGAAGGCCGUCGACAAGGCUGAGGAGCACUUCGCUAAGAUGCAGGAGAUGGGGAUGAAGAGUUCUUAUGCAUACACUUCGAUGAUGAAGCUUUACUUAGAGACUGGGCAGCUUGAAAGGGUGCACGCCAUGUUCCAGGACAUGGAAGAGAAAGGUGUGAAACCUGAUACGUUCAGUGUGGAGAGUAUGUUAGCUGCGUACAUUGCUGCUGAAGAUGUCGAGGGGGUUGGUAAGGUGCUCGACAAGGCCAAUCCACACGAGAAGCUUGUGAGUUGGCAUGGACAUGCUUUGGCAGCGAGCUUGUUCAUGAAAUCUGGGAUGCAGGUGAGGGCUGUCAUGGCUCUCCUGGAAGCCGAGAGGCGGAUAUCUCCAAAGAGUAGUAGGAUUGCAUACGCUUUCUUACUCAAGACCUAUACUGAUCUGGGGAUGUAUCCUGAGGUUGGACGCAUUUGGAGUGUCUACAAAUCCAAAGUGCCACCGUGCAACACGAUGUACUUGUCGAGGAUAAGUGCGUUACUCAAGAUGAACGACAUUGAUGGGGCGGAGGCAACAUUGAAAGAGUGGGAAACGGUCUGUCUUCGUUAUCAUGAUUUCAGAUUAAUCAACUUGAUGGUUGAUGCUUAUUGCAGAGACGGUCUUGUGGAGAAGGCAGUAGCUCUUGUGGAUGACGCCAUCAAGAAAGGGAGGACACCUUACGCUAAUACUUGGUAUAAGUUGGCUGGUGGAUUUUUUAAAACUGGUGAGGUACCAAAAGCAGUGGACAUGACAAGGGAGGCUCUUGAUUCUGCGACUCCUCCAUGGAAACCUGACCUCACAAAUGUGCUAAUGAGCCUGGAGCACUUCAUGAAACAGAAGGAUGUAGAAGCAGCUGAGGAGAUGGCGAGUAUGCUACAGAAGCUGGAUCCUUUGACUAGGGAUGUUUACCAUUGUUUACUGAAGAUAUAUGUCCGUGUGGGAAAGCCGGUGUCCGAUUUGCUCGAGCGAAUGAAGAAAGAUGGACUUGAGGCUGAUGAGGAAACAGAGAGAAUCCUCGCAGGAGAAUGCGAGUAG
Miscanthus lutarioriparius is the source of this 1500-nucleotide messenger RNA. NCBI's taxonomy places the organism in Eukaryota, Viridiplantae, Streptophyta, Magnoliopsida, Poales, Poaceae. The record is from the annotation of a GenBank genome assembly.